This is a messenger RNA of Leptomonas pyrrhocoris, 4539 nucleotides long. Its product is annotated as putative RNA binding protein. Gene Ontology annotation, cellular component: ribonucleoprotein complex. NCBI's taxonomy places the organism in Eukaryota, Euglenozoa, Kinetoplastea, Trypanosomatida, Trypanosomatidae. Bases 1 to 4539 code for a protein of 1512 amino acids. The record is from RefSeq and is a predicted model, not a curated record. The transcript has a single exon. Gene Ontology annotation, molecular function: RNA binding.
AUGAGCAACAAGGCGGAUAACCUCGCACCACAGCAAAGUCACCAACGUGGUGGCCGCAGCGCAUACCCCGGCAACGGCAGCGGUGGUGGGAGCCAUCACCCUCCGUUCACCACGACAGCAGGGAGUUCCGCGUUGCCCGGCGGCGUCAGCGCCUCUUCCAUCUCCUCGUCUGCACAGGCUUUCGCCCCUUCUCCGAUCGGGGCCGCGCGGCACGUUGUUCCACCGCCGCGAAGCUGCAUGGCAGGCGGCUCGACGAGGAACUCCGCCGCCGCCGCCGCCACCGCCAGCCCGCGCCACUCUGCUUCUCCUUACGCGCUAGACGACUUUGACGAGGAGUCAAGUUUUCGUAGCGGGCAGCCCGCUGGAGCACAUUUCCAGGUAGCUUCAGCCGCGGCCUCUUCACCACCGCUAGGCAAGGGUACAGCAACAGUGCCCUUUGCACGCUACAGCACCCCCAGCACGGGUGACGGCGGCGGCACCAACGACCCCACCGGUGCAACGUCCAUCAACGUGAUGAGUCCGCGGCCUGGCAAGUUCACCCCCUCGCUUGAUGAUAGCACGCACAUGAACAGCAAACAGAACCGGAACAGCAACGGCAGCUACGACUCCGGCAGCGAUGGCGCUCGUCGACGGACCAGUGCGCCGACCGGGAGCAGCGGCGGUGGUGGUGGCAUGAGUUUUGGCCUCGGCCACACUCUGAACGACCCGAUGCACACCGCCACUACGCUUCAUCACCGCAACAGCAUGAGCGCUGCGCCCAUGAGCACGGGGGGCAGCACCGGCAACAGCGACGGCGGCAUCGCCAGCCGGCAUCUACAGCCGCCCUCCAACCACAGCCGCGUGAACCUCUUUGUGCGGGACCUGCCCUUAGACUUGCGGGAGGAUCAGCUGCGGGCGAUGUUUACCCCCUUCGGCGAAAUCGUGAACUCCGCCAUCAUGCGCAACAUCCACACUGGCGUGAGUCUCGGCACGGCGUUUGUGCGGUAUUCGCAGCAUGCGGAGGCGAUGCGGGCGAUGGAGGCGUUUGCGGGCGGACGCGCCGGGGCGGGCCCGAGGCGGGUGACGGUGCAGUGGGCGCGCCGCGAGCACGACAAGGCGCCUGCUGGGGCUGAGCGGCGGCGCAUGCGCAAGCUGUUCAUCCGCAAUGUGCCGAAGGACAUCACUCCGGAGAUGCUCAUCCACCUCUUCAGCCGGUUUGGACCGGUCAAGACGGUCAGCACGCACCGCGACACGGCAGCUGCCAACGCCGUGACGCAACCGAACAGUGCCGCGGCGGCGGCCGCCGGAGAGUCGAUCGAGCAGGUGCUAGACGUGCCCGUCAGUGCCGGCAGCCUUCCCGCGGCCCCAACGACAACGACGACCAUCGCCACCGCACAUGGCAGCAAUGAGGACCGACGCAUCGCCUUCGUCACCUUCGAAAUUGAGGGCGUGGCAGAGCAGGCGACGGCGGCGAUUCACAACACGCUGCCGUUUGCCUCUUGCAACGGCAUCCCGCUCAUGGUAAAACUCGCAGAGGACACCCCGGUGCGACACAACAGCACUCUUAACAAUAGUAGUAAUGUGCACUUCAGCUCGGGAGGAACCGCCGGCGGCACGGCCUCAGCGGCGACGGUGUCGACCGGCACCGUCGGUGGGCACACCUUCAACGCUGGUGGGCAGCCAAGCCAUCCCGGCGUGAGCUGGGGCGACGCGCAAAGCAACGAGUACCUGCACUCGCCCACCACGUCGCCUCUGAUGAUGCAACUGAACACACACACAGGCGUUGGCGCUGCUGCCGCUACGGCACCACCCUCCACAUGGCGGGCCAACGCACCGAGUACCGUUCCGCAGGGCGGCUUUCCGUUCGGCUCACCGGAGGGGCUUCGACCGCAGAGCAGCAGCAACAGCACCAUGACGGCGGCAACCACCACCAACAACAGCGUGGCCGCAACGCUGUCGGCGCCACGGGCUUUUAAUAGUGCCGUAAUGAGCAACAUCCCGACCCCCACCAACAUGUCUUUCAACGGCAUCACACAAAUGAACAGCGCGAACACCAACGCUAUCACACCUACGAUGACGCCCUACGCGACUCACAGCGCCGGUGUAGCAUCGCUGCGCCAGCACCCGCCGCCGGUACCGGGCGUGCCUCCGCUGAGCUCGUCGCACAACGCAUACGCUGCUGCUGCCGCGGUGGUGGGAAGUCUUUCGAAGCCUUCGUCGCUCGAGGCACGCGAGGGUCCUUCUUCACCUUCGCAACAGCCACCUUCGUCGUCGUCGCACCCCAUCGGCACGAGCAACAACGCCGCGGCGGGUGCGCAGACGAGCCUGCAGGACCUUUGCUGUCUCGGGUACAUGGUCUCGAGUAAUGAUCUGUGCACCUUUCCGGCCACCACCAGCGCCUCGCCGGAGAUGUUAGGCUUGGCGACGGGCGCCAUGGCGAUGCUGUCAUAUGAUCCACAGGACUACUACGCCCUCUCCGCCUCGUACGGCAGUCGUGGGAUUAGCGGGUCGACUCCCGUACCGACGCACCCACCGCUGCCGUCCUCGCAGGCGCAGUCCACCGCACCGAGCGCCAACGCCGACAGCAGCCCGCGCAACGUAUCCUCGUCUCUGAACGCGUCGCCGAGCCCGGCGCUGCCGUCACCGGGCACAUUGUCGUUCUUUCAGACGAGUCCACGCUUCGGCCACAACAGUGCGCAGCCCUCCACCAUGCAGGUUCUUCCAAUGAUGAACGCCGCUGUGUCGUCGUCUCCUGUUGCUCCUGUGCAGCAGCCGAAACUGCCAAUGCAACUACAAGCAGAGCUGUAUGGAAGCAACCACACCAACCAUAGCAAGGGACCUUCGCCGUCUGCGAUGGUGGUUCCGCCCGCGCCACGAAGCGCUGCCGCCGCCGCCGCUGCGGCGAAUCGAGGUAGCACCCUCACAAACCACCAACGUCUACUGGACGGGAGGGCGAUGACGGGGGGCAUUAGAGACAGCGGCGGAGGGAGCACGUUCGCGAGGCUGCAACGCAGCGACCUCGCCGCAGGUCCGCAAAGCACCGCAGGACGUCGUGCCAGCGGUCCCAACCCGAGCGGCGUUGCGGGUGUGCCGACCGCCUCCCUCACCACGUUAAACCCCGCCUUCGCCUCGUCCUUCUCGAGCCCCAACAUCCAGCCCUACCAACCGUUCGAGGUCACGAGCGUCUUCGGCACCGGCGUGCGGGGGACCCCUCCGCCGGACAGCAACUGUAUUAGCAGUAGGAGCAGUCUAAACAACGUCGGCGCGUCUGCGCCUGCGGGGCCGGGAAGUCUCCGCACGGCCCCCCCGACGCUCCCCAAGUGUCUCCCCCUCCCCCCGGGUGGCGCACCGACCGCCCUCAUCACCGCUGCUGCACCGGUAAGGCCUGCGUACGCCCUGCCCGUCACCGCCGGGCUCGCAGCUGGGGGAAGCACAGGCUCCGCCCUCUCGCUCGAGAACACCCUCGCCCCGUUCGACUACGACGACGACAAGGACGCCGAGUUCAUCGCGUCGACCAAGUCGCGCGGCUCCUCGUCUUACGCGGCGGAGCUGCUGCGCGCGGUGACUGAGGGCACGGUGGAGGGCAGCCUGGGCAUCAGCCCCACCCACCCAACUUCCGCUACCACCACAGCCAUCGCCGACCUCUCGGCGCCGGGGUCUACCAGCGGGACCAGCCGCGAUCGCCGCCGCAGCUUCACGAGCCCGUCUGGCAUGUUCGCCUACAAGGACUCGAGCGACGGCGAGGGCAAAGUAUCGAACGUCUCCUCUGCCACCCGGCCGACCGGCACGCAGGCGGACCGUCGCAGCGCCAGCAGCAGCAAACCAACGUCCCUCACGAUGGGGGCCCCGGCCUUCCUGGAUGAGCAGCUGCUGUAUCAGUGGGACGGCACGACGGCGAGCGCGCCCGGGUCGUCGAACUCCGCCUCGCCCGCCGGCGCGAUCGGCUCGCAGGCGCCGUCGCCGGUGGCAGGCUCGAACCAAUCGAAGAGCCGCAACGUCUUUACGCUGAUGUCGCCGCCACCACCGCGUGCCACGUCCAUCACGCACGACCCCACCGCGCCAACCUCGGCGUCCAAUUUGUGGCUGACCACCGACCCUAGCCCCUACUGGAACACCGCCCAGAUGAAGGAUCCGCUGACGCUGCUACCGGCGCCGCGCGGCAUCCCCCACGUCAGCACGAGUGGCAGCAGCACCACCGCAACUACGACGACAGCCGCAGCCGCAGGGACUGAGGGCGAGAGGGGCAGUCGGGCACGGGUUCCCCUGGCAAGGGUGAAAUCAUCCGGUGAUUUCAGUCAUUGCAGCCCGGCCCCCACGCUGCCUGGCACGGCGCUGCCGCGGACAACGGAGAGUGCGGACGAGGACGAUGAGCAGACGGGCUGGGGGACCUAUCCGGAUUUGACCAUGAACUUUUCGUGGGCUGCGGGGGUGAAUGAUGAAGCACCGAGGAGUGGCCAUGACGGGGCAACGGGUGUGGACCCUGUGCUCUACAGCCACCAGAUGGGCGACGAUGCGGAGCGGCUGUACAACUUCAUGACCUACGAUGACAGCUCCUAUUGA